Molecule: messenger RNA, 1827 nt
Organism: Hibiscus syriacus
Lineage: Eukaryota; Viridiplantae; Streptophyta; Magnoliopsida; Malvales; Malvaceae
Product: ankyrin repeat domain-containing protein 13C-like
Exons: 2
Coding region: 28-1812 (594 amino acids)
Cellular component (GO): cytoplasm
Molecular function (GO): protein binding
Source: RefSeq, a predicted model, not a curated record
ACCAGAGAAUUUUCGAUCGUAAAAACUAUGUCGAGACCAUCGUCGGCGAUGGAAACGGAAACGGCGCCGUUUUCAGCUAUCAAACCGGAGGAAUUCAAGCAUAGCCCUGUUCACUACGCCGUCGUCCUGCGUGAUCACGCCACUUUGACUCGAUUAGUUUCCACUCUGCCAAAGCUAGCUGACCCUGCUCAGAUCCACACGGAGUGUGAAUCACUGAGUCAAGAGCGAUUAGCUGAGAAAAUCUCCGCCGUUCUCGACCGCCGGGAUGUCCCUUUCCGUGAAACUCCUCUCCACCUUGCUGUCCGCUUAAACGACGUCGUUGCUGGCAAAACACUCGCUAUGGCUGGUGCUGACGUGUCUCUCCAGAACGCGGCGGGUUGGAAUCCUCUCCAGGAGGCGCUUUGUCGCCGGAGCUCAGAUAUUGCUUUGGUUUUAUUGAAACUCCACCACCGUUCCGCUUGGUCUAAGUGGCGCCGCCGUUUACCUCGCGUAAUCGCCGUCUUCCGCCGAAUGCGGGACUUCUACAUGGAAAUCUCUUUCCACUUUGAAAGCUCUGUGAUUCCGUUCGUUGGAAAAAUUGCUCCUUCCGAUACCUACAAGAUCUGGAAACGCGACGGAAAUCUUCGAGCAGACACUUCAUUAGCUGGAUUCAACGGCUUAAAAAUCCAACGCGCCGAUCAAAGUUUUCUCUUCCUCGGCGACGGCGAUAGCCUCCACAACAUCCCUUGCGGUUCAUUGCUAGUCCUCAACCGGGACGAUCACAAAAUCUUCGACGCAUUCGAAAAUGCCGGGGCUCCGAUGAACGAAUCCGACGUUGCCGGUUUUUGUUCCCAAACAAGUGUGUACCGACCCGGAAUGGACGUAACCAAAGCUGAACUCGUCGGAAGAACGAACUGGAGACGCCAAGAGAAAACAGAGAGCGUCGGUGAAUGGAAAGCCAAAGUUUACGAACUUCAUAACGUGAUUUUCAGCUUCCGGUCUCGAAAAGUGGUGGGCUCCGAAAACGACGCCGCUGGAAGUGAACAAGUGUUACCCUUAGAGCUCGACGAAGACGAUGACGGUUUCUUGGUAUGCGAAAACCCGAAUUUCGCAAUGCCUGAUCGAAGAAGGCAUAGUAGCUUUGUGAGAGAAGAGAGAGAGUGGAUUUCGGUAGGGAGGAAGAGUGUCGACGUUUUCCCUUCCGCUGCGGCGGUUCCUCCUAGAAGGUCGACGUCUUUCGCCCCGGUGAAAACGGUGAUUCCGCCACCGCAAACGAAGGAGAAAGAGUACGUUCGGAGUUUGCGGCCAUCUGUUUGGUUAACGGAACAAUUCCCAUUAAAAACAGAAGACUUGUUACCUUUACUUGAUAUUUUGGCAAACAAAGUGAAAGCUGUUCGAAGAAUGCGAGAUUUGUUGACUACCAAAUUCCCACCGGGAACGUUUCCGGUUAAGUUGGCGAUUCCAGUCGUGCCGACAGUGAGGGUGGUGAUAACGUUUACUAAAUUCGUCGAACUCCAAUCAACGGAGCAGUUUUUCACCCCCCUCUCGAGUCCUAGAUAUUUCUCCAACGAAGGAGUUGGAAGAGACCAAACAGAGGAGGAUCAGAAGUCAGAUAAACAUACUUCAUCAUUGCCGUCUUUGUCGUGGUCAUCAUCAACGACGGCAUGGUUGAGGCGAAACAAUAGUCAAUCAGCAUCGAGUAGCAAGCAGCAACAGCGGCAGCGGGCGGCGCAACUAGAGGAUCCUUUUGCUAUUCCUAGUGGAUAUAGUUGGACCAAUGUGGAUAAGUCUGGCAAGAUGAAGAAAUCUAAGUCCACAAGGAAAUUAAAGUAAAAAGUGUUCAAAAUA